AUGACUUUCGAUACAAGUGAAAUGGUAGGCUACGAGUGUAGCGAACGUAACUGCCCAGAUACUGACCCUGACGUCAGUGGAAUUGGCGUUAUUAUCGGCUUUGUUGGCAGCGGCAUGGUGAUUGUGCUGUUGCUUCUGCUUCACCUCAUUUUCAUCUACGACCCAGAGCUCGACCAAUUUCGCAAACCCGAGGAACCUAAGAGAAAGGCUGAACAUCCUAAUUUCAUCGACAUGGCUGUGUUACGAAGACUUCGAGUGGCUCUGAGAGCGAUUGGCCUUGAUGUUUCUGAUCUGAGUGGGAAGACUAGAGGCACUGCCUGGGAGAAAGCAUUCAACAAGUGCAUCCUUUCUAUGGCGGAUAUCCAGAUCAUCACGGGCCUCGCCGUGUUGAUUAGCGGAUUCCACGGUCUUAGAAAUAUAUCGGGCUAUCACUGGCUCAUGGUCACAUAUACAGCAUGGUUCUCAGCGGUCACUCACGUCGCUGCUCUAUCACAUCUACGAAAUUACUACUCAAACCACCUAGAACGAUGCAUCUGGAGGCUCAUCUUCAUGCUCCUGGUCGUGAUUCUCCUCGUCGGCGCUAUGAUAAUCGGCGUACCGAUCAAAAGCCACAUGUCUGGGCCCUUCUGGUGGAUUCAGACUAACCCCGCAAUGAGCUUCUGGGAAGAAGACACCCGCCCCUGGAACUACUAUAUUGGAGAGAGUGAGAAACUGCUAACAUUCGAUCCCUCGUCUUACGGGGACAAGACGAACUCGUGUCUCCAGACUGCUCUUUCCGGCAUGAUGUUAGUGUUCAGCUUCAUCUCGAGGGUGGUCAAGAUGAGUCGUGGCACGUCCGCCUUGCUACGGAAACUCCGGCAAAGAGUUCGAAACAAAGUUGUUGUCAUCGUCAAAGGUGGAAGAGCUCGUCGGUGGAUUGGGUCUCCACCCUACACCUUCCUCGUCGCGAGACCAGUGGCUGCAGCGUGGCUCUUUGGCCGGGCAUAUUCGGAACUUUUCGGCUCCUUUCUAGCAGAGGUGUUCUGGGUGCUCGUGACAACAUUCUGGGGCCUGACGCACCUCGUGAGGAUUCGUGCGAGGGCGCAGGUCGCAUUCGAUUACAGCCAGCAUUGCGAUUGUCCAAGCAACGAAAACGACUGGUCCUUUGGCCAGGUAGCGGCGGUGGUGUUAUUUUCAAGCCCGCUAUUCAUGGUCAUAGAGACCUUUAUCACUUUCAAUCCAAAAAGACAUGGCGCGUCGAGAUUGGACUCCCUGCCACAGACCGAUGAGCCGACCGCCGCACAGGUUCCCGAGAGCACACGUAAGGAGACCGACGACCGCAACACCCCAAUUGAGGUUACUCGGCUUUUGGACUCAGCAUCAAAUUGGGAAUCACCGUCAUUCCACAUAGCGAUUUUCGCCAUCACCGGGUUCAACUUCAUUUUGGUAGCCUUCAUGUUCGUCUUCACCUUUGCAUAUUUUGGACGAGGCGAUGCUCUACCCCGCCUCGCUCCUUGUCAUGUGUUGUAUCAGCCCCUCAUCGGGAUCCUAGUGCUCCUCGUUGGGCUAGAGUGGGAGGGAAAGGGCAGUCAAAGGCAUCGUUGGGUUCAGUAUUGGACAUCUGGGUCGAUUCUGCUCCUUGAUCUGGGUUAUAUUGUGUGGGAAAUCUCCAGCACUGCAAAGUCCUCUGAUAGUUAUGAUGGCUAUUUAAGGGAUGAGAGUUUCAGCGUUUCCAUCAUGAUUCUUAUCAUUCUUGCGGCGGAGUAUAGCUUGUAUAGCCUUGUUUGUGUUACUGGUCGUGUCUUUACCCGCCGGUUCUCGCGUAGAAGUAAUAUGUCAAGUGGGUAG
This is a messenger RNA of Colletotrichum phormii, 1827 nucleotides long. RefSeq lists its product as uncharacterized. The coding region runs from base 1 to 1827 and encodes 608 amino acids. The transcript has 6 exons. The record is from RefSeq and is a predicted model, not a curated record. NCBI's taxonomy places the organism in Eukaryota, Fungi, Ascomycota, Sordariomycetes, Glomerellales, Glomerellaceae.